Ascochyta rabiei is the source of this 501-nucleotide messenger RNA. RefSeq lists its product as uncharacterized. NCBI's taxonomy places the organism in Eukaryota, Fungi, Ascomycota, Dothideomycetes, Pleosporales, Didymellaceae. The record is from RefSeq and is a predicted model, not a curated record. The transcript has a single exon. The coding region runs from base 1 to 501 and encodes 166 amino acids.
AUGCAGAAGUCGCGCGCGCAACAAUACGCAGUCUCUGUCGUCCCCCGCAGCGGAUCAGCAUUCAGCAGACGCGCAAUCUGGGCAUUGCAUGACCACGAAGCUCUGAACCGCAUCAUCAACGACGUCGGCAGCCUGCUCACCGCACUGGAGCGAACCUCGCCCCCCGCAGAACUCCAGCGCAGCGCAGAAACCGAUAUCAAGAUCCUCGGCAGCCCGGACGCGCUGCGAACGCUGCUUGCGGCAGUCGAGCAAGGGGGUGCAAAGGCCGCGGACCGCAUUCUGCAGAAAGCAGCGAAACAGCAGGCUGGGCAUCAAUACAGCCGCACCACGAACAUGGCGAAGGCGAAGACGCUCAUGGGCGACCAUGUGUCCAAGCAUGCUGUUUCUGCCGGCUAUGUCAACACCGGACGUGCGCACAACUACAAGGACACUACCAACCACUCCGAGGCCGUCACCUUGAUGGGCAACAGCAUAGGCACCGAGAGGGGCUUUUUUGACUAA